CAACAUGAUCUCUAGAAGAGUCACAAUUCUAUCAGUGUGUGCUACCUCCUCUCUUCUCACUCCUUUCCUCAACCAACAUGAUCUCUAGAAGAGUCACAAUUCUAUCAGAGUGUGCUACCUCCUCUCUUCUCACUCCUUUCCUCAACCAACAUGAUCUCUAGAAGAGUCACAAUGUGAGUUCAACUCUAAGGGUGAAUUACACAUAGCAACCAGGGUCACACCUUAGCAACCAGGGUUUGGUAAGGGAUAUGCACACCAUGUAUGUUGUGUAAGAUAUGAAAAAGCAUGUUUGUCUCUCUUGCAUGACAUGUGAAGUGUGCAUAUACCUUAAUUAAUAUGGGAGUUUAGUACAAGGCUGAAUAGUUAUGUGUAC
Messenger RNA from Geodia barretti, 373 nucleotides. Lineage: Eukaryota; Metazoa; Porifera; Demospongiae; Tetractinellida; Geodiidae. The record is from the annotation of a GenBank genome assembly.